Molecule: messenger RNA, 2433 nt
Organism: Neomonachus schauinslandi (Hawaiian monk seal)
Lineage: Eukaryota; Metazoa; Chordata; Mammalia; Carnivora; Phocidae
Gene: PPM1E
Product: protein phosphatase, Mg2+/Mn2+ dependent 1E
Exons: 7
Coding region: 1-2262 (753 amino acids)
Biological process (GO): protein dephosphorylation; negative regulation of protein kinase activity
Molecular function (GO): protein serine/threonine phosphatase activity; cation binding
Source: RefSeq, a predicted model, not a curated record
AUGGCCGGCUGCAGCCCUGAGGAGAAAACUUACCGGCGCUUCCUGGAGCUAUUCCUGGGCGAGUUUCGCGGACCGUGCGGCGGCGGCGAGCCUGAGCCGGAACCCGAACCCGAGUCGGAGCCGGAGCCCGAGCCCGAACUGGUAGCGGCUGAGGAGGCCGAGGCUUCGGUCGAGGACCCCGGCGAGGAGGUGGCCACUGUAGCCGCGACGGAGGAGGUGGAGCAAGAGCAGGAGCAAGACCCCGAGCCCGAAGAGGAGGCGGUGGAGGAAGAGGCGGCGGCGGCGGAGGUCGAGGAGGAGGAGGCGGCGGCAGCCCGGGGGCAGUCGGCGGUGCAGCCGCCGCCGCCGCAGCCCCAGCUGCCGCCUCUGCCCCCGCUCCCGCGGCCGCUGUCGGAGCGCAUCACCCGUGAGGAGGUGGAGGGCGAGAGCCUGGACCUGUGCCUGCAGCAGCUCUACAAAUAUAAUUGCCCUUCCUUUUUGGCUGCUGCUUUAGCCAGAGCCACAGCAGACGAAGUCCUUCAGAGUGACCUUUCUGCACAUUAUCUCCCAAAGGAAACAGAUGGCACAGAAGGGACUGUGGAGAUCGAAACAAUGAAAUUGGCCCGUUCUGUCUUCAGCAAACUACACGAGAUUUGCUGCAGCUGGGUGAAAGACUUCCCUCUCCGCAGGAGACCCCAGCUUUAUUAUGAGACAUCAAUCCAUGCCAUCAAAAACAUGCGCAGGAAAAUGGAAGACAAACAUGUCUGCAUUCCUGACUUUAAUAUGCUCUUCAAUCUAGAGGACCAGGAAGAACAAGCCUACUUUGCAGUGUUUGAUGGCCAUGGGGGAGUGGAUGCUGCCAUUUAUGCCUCCAUUCACCUGCACGUUAAUUUAGUCCGCCAGGAGAUGUUCCCCCAUGAUCCUGCUGAGGCCCUGUGCCGGGCCUUCCGGGUCACUGAUGAGCGGUUUGUGCAGAAAGCAGCCAGGGAGAGUUUAAGAUGUGGGACCACAGGAGUGGUGACUUUCAUCAGAGGGAACAUGCUCCAUGUGGCCUGGGUUGGGGAUUCCCAGGUCAUGCUUGUGAGAAAAGGGCAAGCGGUUGAGCUAAUGAAGCCACACAAACCAGACAGGGAGGAUGAAAAGCAGCGAAUUGAGGCUCUUGGAGGUUGUGUAGUCUGGUUUGGUGCCUGGAGGGUGAAUGGAAGUCUGUCGGUCUCCCGAGCUAUUGGAGACGCUGAACAUAAGCCAUAUAUCUGCGGGGAUGCAGAUUCUGCCUCGACUGUUUUGGAUGGAACUGAAGACUACCUCAUUCUGGCCUGUGAUGGCUUCUAUGACACCGUGAAUCCUGAUGAGGCGGUCAAAGUCGUAUCUGACCACCUGAAGGAGAAUAACGGAGACAGUAGCAUGGUUGCCCACAAAUUAGUUGCAUCAGCUCGUGAUGCUGGGUCAAGUGAUAACAUCACUGUUAUUGUGGUAUUCCUGAGGGACAUGAACAAAGCUGUAAAUGUUAGUGAGGAAUCAGAUUGGACAGAGAACUCUUUUCAAGGAGGGCAAGAAGAUGGUGGGGAUGAUAAGGAGAAUCAUGGCGAGUGCAAACGCCCUUGGCCUCAGCACCAGUGCUCAGCACCAGCCGAUCUAGGCUAUGAUGGGCGCGUGGAUUCAUUCACUGAUAGAACUAGCCUGAGCCCAGGGUCCCAAAUCAACGUGCUGGAAGACCCGGGCUACCUAGAUCUCACACAUAUAGAAGCAAGCAAACCUCACAGUGCCCAGUUUUUGCCACCAAAUGAGAUGUUUGGUCCUGGUGCACCAAAGAAAGCAAAUUCUAUUAAUGAGCUAAUAAUGGAGAAAAAAUCAGUUCAAUCAUCAUUGCCUGAACAGAGUGGUGCUGGAGAGUUUCCCUCUUUUAAUUUGGGUUCAGCAGGGCAGCAGAUAUACAGAAUGGAGAGCUUGUCUCCUGUCUGUCCUAGGUUGGAAGAUGAACAGUUCAAAUUCCUGGGAAAGAGAGUUUCCAGAUUGUCUCAUUUACGCUAUCGUUAUUCAAAGAGACGGCACGGAUUCAGGUUUAAUCCAAAGUUGUAUUCAUUUAUGUCUGUUCAAGAGCCUUCCCAAAAAAUAGGCACUAGUCUAUCCUCACUUAUUCGAAGUGGGAAGAGAACUAGGUUGUUCAGAAGUUUUCUGCCAUGGAGGCAAAAUAUUUGGAAAGGAUAUAGUGCAAACAUGAGGAAGCUCAGAAAGAGUAAUGAUAUUGCAGAUCCAGGCCUUCCCUGGAGCUACAAAAUAUAAAACUUCCUCUUUAAAGUAGGCUAGCUAGCUCUCCCCCAAUAAAAACACCACUAUCAGAGUAGAAACAAGGUAGACAUUUCUGAAAUAUAUGUGCUUCAUUAUGAAACCAUGGAUGGCUCAAUUCUUAAAUGUAAAUAGAUCUCUAGGAAACUCAAAGUAGUGUUUUCAAUC